AUGGCGGAGUCUAAAGUCAAGUCCAAUUCCUGUGCGGAUGACCUCGAGAAACGUGUAAUGAAGGUUUUCAAGGAGGCCACCAAAGACUGUGAGGACAAGGAAGUGAAAGAAAUAUUUGACAUGAUUAGGAACUAUGACGACCUUAACAAGUAUGCAAUUUCGGUGUUCAAUUCCAUGGCAAAUGACAAGUUUAUUGAGGUAGCUAGAGAGCUCUUUAAGCCUCGCUCUGAGUCUGAGUCUGAGUCGGCUGCCAUACUGCCUGAUGUGGCCAUCUACACCGUUGUCAUUUGGGCCUGCAUCUCUGCCGGCAAGAUCAUGGCUGCUCACAAGGUCUACCACCACAUGAUAGCCAACGGUGUCGCCCCCACCUCCUGCACUUACAUUAUUCUCAUCAACACACUUGCAACCAACUCAUCUUCUGAUGUCAAUUUUAUUGGGUAUGCCAAGAAGUAUUUUUUGGAAAUGUUGGAUAAGGGGAUGAUGCCUAUCUCAUCCUCCUACAUGGCCGUCUUCAAAGCCAUUGCUCGCCAGGAGCCAGUGGAGAAGGCCAGGGAGUUCCUUGAGCAGAUACAAACAAAGGGGUUCAGCCCUAAGUUGGAUGUUCCUCACUUUGAUGUGGCCUACAUGGAAGAAGCAAUGAAUGCGUUGAAGAUGUCUUAUGAAGGUUUUCAAGGAAGCCACCAAAGACUGUGA
Messenger RNA from Rosa chinensis, 693 nucleotides. Its product is annotated as pentatricopeptide repeat-containing protein At4g38150. Gene Ontology annotation, molecular function: protein binding. Lineage: Eukaryota; Viridiplantae; Streptophyta; Magnoliopsida; Rosales; Rosaceae. The transcript has a single exon. Bases 1 to 693 code for a protein of 230 amino acids. The record is from RefSeq and is a predicted model, not a curated record.